AUGGCGCCGAGCCUGACUGCCAGACCGUCCCCCCUUCCAUCUCCUCGCCUCUCCUUCGCCAAGAACCAUCGCCUCCUCCUCGGCGUCAGGUGCGGCUCCGGCUCGCCCGGAAGCGGCGGUGACGACGCAUCGCCGGUCGUCAGGGCGGCGGUCAGCGCCGUCACUGAGCUCAUCAGGGCCCUCUCUCCCAAGAAGCCAAGGCAAGCUGUCGAAGCCGUCGACGCAGAGUCGGAGUCGCUUCGCAGCGUCGACGACGUGGUGGCUGUUCUUGAAGCCGACUACCGGCGUGCUUAUUUCCUUACUGGGAACUUCACUCUGGGCAUAUAUGCUGAAGAUUGCUUGUUUGAAGACCCGACGAUAAAGUUCCGUGGAAGGUCUAGAUACUCCCAGAAUCUGGAUUUGUUAGUGCCCUUCUUCGACAGCCCUUCGCUCCAACUUGAAAACAUAGACAAGGGUUCGAGGGUCGACACAAAGUUUAUCAUAGCAACAUGGACAUUAAGGACGUAUUUGAAGCUCCCGUGGAGGCCCCUCAUCGCCAUAAGAGGGAACACAACAUACGAUUUAGAUGAAGAAUAUAAGGUUGCACUAUGUUUCAGGUCGUUAGGCACGCAGAGAGUUGGGACGUCUCUCCGCUGGAAGCGAUUGGACAGUUAUUCAUCUCGGCUCCAAAGCAAACGGGCAGCUGAGCUGGCAAGUGAACUUUGGAACAAUUGA
Messenger RNA from Triticum turgidum subsp. durum (durum wheat), 714 nucleotides. The record is from the annotation of a GenBank genome assembly. Lineage: Eukaryota; Viridiplantae; Streptophyta; Magnoliopsida; Poales; Poaceae.